AUGGCAGAACCCGCCAUCGUGGCACUCAAUUCGCUCCUCCGCAGCGCCUCGAUUGACGACCAUGCCCAAGCUCUUGACCUCGCAAGUGCCGCUAUACGCGCUGCAAAGGGCAACGGUCCCGACCUGGCCGCAGUCCAACACGCACGCGUGGUCGCACUCCUGAAGCUCGACCGCUAUGACGACGCCCUGCGCGCCAUCGCCGAGGGCGGCGAUGCCCUCGAGAAGCAGUGCAUGUUCGAAAAGGCCUACGCCCUAUACAAGACCGGCGAUCUAGCGGGUGCCGAGGUGGUUCUGAGGGCAGCUGGCCCCGUUGCGGGCAGGGUGAAGAGGGGUCUCAAGCAUGUUGCCGGCCAGGUGGCCUACCGUGCCGAGAAGUUCGACCAAGCCGCUGCUAUUUAUCACGAACUGUCCGCCAACGACGAGGACGCGAAGUACGGCGAGGAAAACGACCUGCGUAUCAACCUGGCCGCCACCAAUGCCCAGCUUCAAUGGCAGGGAAAGAGCUGGGCUGUGCCUGAGGAGGAGAAGAAGCCAGCUGGAGAGGAUCUAGAGGCUUUUGAGACCGCGUACAAUGCAGCUUGCGGCUGCAUUUCACGGGGAGAAUUCGAGCAGGCUGCUGUGUUGCUUAAGCGCUCGAGAGACCUCUGUGAGACCACCGAAGACUUGAGCGAGGAGGAGAAGAAGGCAGAGUUGGUGCCAAUCAUCGUCCAACAGGCAUACGUUUUUACCCAACUUGGCAGAUUUGAGGAAGCGGCAGCCCUUCAAAAGUCAUUAGACUUCAAGGAAAUCGGGGAGUCUUCAACCAAGGUUGUGGCACAAACGAAUGCUCUCUUCCUUCGAGGGGAAAUCAAUCCAUACCUGGCGCAACGACUGUCAGAGUUAAUACCUGAGAUUAAGGGCAACGAUCGGCUCUUCGAGUACCAAGACUCGGUGCUUAAACACAACAAGAGCGUCCUGAACCUCCAAGCUCAAAAGUUUGAGGGUGUUGAGAGGGCAGCUUCUAAGUUUCUGUCCCAGCAGCCAGUUCCAUCGCUCUCGAAAUCCAACGUCGAUCUCGGUGUCCUUGGUGCUGCUGCCGCCAGUCAACUAAAGACUGGCAAGGAAGCUCUGCGGCACAUUCUUCCCCUGCUCAAGUCAAGACCGGACGAUGUAGGUCUGCUUCUCACUGCCAUUCAGUUCUACGUCCAGCUCGAAAACCCUGCCGCUGCUGUCAACCUCCUUGAGGCCUUUUUCAAGCGCCUCGAGACUGCCAACACACCCGAUCAUGCAGAUGUGAGAUUUGCCCCUGGCCUCGUUGCCCUUGCUGUCUCUCUCUACCGGAUCCAGGGCCGCUACUCCUCCAUCCGCAGCGAGCUCGCGAAGGCAGCUGUCCACUGGCAGAAAAAGACUGAUCUUGGCGCCCCUGGCCCGGGUAUCGACCUUCUGCGCGCAGCCGGCAUUGAGCUGCUCCGCUCAUCUCACCCAGCGGAUCUGGCUGCCGCGGGUGAAGCUUUCUCUCACCUCAUUGCGGCUCGACCGAACGACCCCGUCGUCCAAGCAGGUAUAGUGGCUAGCUUUGCAACGACCGAUAUAGAGAAGGCGAAGCCUUACCUCGACGUCCUCCCAUCGGCGGACGAAGUAACCGCGAACGUCGACGUCCAGGCUCUCCUCGCAGCCGGUGUCGCUGCCCCACUGCCCGUGGCCCAGCCCACGAGGGGCAAGAAGCGAACGCUGGCCGAGGCCGAUGUUCCAGCUGUACAGAAGCAGCAGCCAUCACAGCAAACAGCAACCAAGAAGCGGCGCAAGCGCAAGCUUCCCAAGUCGUACGACCCGGACAAAAAACCCGAUCCAGAGCGCUGGCUGCCGAUGCGCGACCGCAGCUACUACAAGCCGCCCAAGGGCAAGAAGGGCAAACGCGGGCGGGCCGCUGAGGCGACGAUGCAGGGCGGUAUAGUGCGCGAGGAGCAUGAGACACUCGAGUUGGUGGCAGGCGCGGGGUCCGUCAAGGUGGAGAAAGCACCUUCUGGAGGUGGGGGGGUUGGGAAAAAAAAGAAGAAGGGGAAGAAAUGA
Molecule: messenger RNA, 2049 nt
Organism: Thermochaetoides thermophila DSM 1495
Lineage: Eukaryota; Fungi; Ascomycota; Sordariomycetes; Sordariales; Chaetomiaceae
Product: putative signal recognition particle protein
Exons: 2
Coding region: 1-2049 (682 amino acids)
Biological process (GO): SRP-dependent cotranslational protein targeting to membrane
Cellular component (GO): signal recognition particle, endoplasmic reticulum targeting
Molecular function (GO): ribosome binding; 7S RNA binding; protein binding
Source: RefSeq, a predicted model, not a curated record